Messenger RNA from Funneliformis mosseae, 366 nucleotides. NCBI's taxonomy places the organism in Eukaryota, Fungi, Glomeromycota, Glomeromycetes, Glomerales, Glomeraceae. The record is from the annotation of a GenBank genome assembly.
GAGCCGUGUAAGAAAAAGAACUUAGAGAUCUUAGGAGGAAACACCCAACAGAUGUGGAUAGAGGAUUUAGAUUAUUUUUUUGAAUCUUGGGAUGAACGAACAUUAUUAAUUGAUGAAUCGGUUGACGACAUAGUGGGAAGGAAACGACCAUUACUCAUUGGAUCGGUUGAUGACGUGGAGAACUUUCAUGACCUUUACGAAGAUAUUGAAGAAGUACCUCAUUAUUUCAAAAAGAUAAUGAGAACAUUAAUAAAAAGGUCGAAAAAUAAUAAGGUGAAAAAGAAUGUUAUAUCUGACUAUUUCACGCCUGUUAUUUUCAACGUGGAUUCUGAGGUCUCUUCCGUCGAUCAACCGCAAAGUAAAUAA